Messenger RNA from Xyrichtys novacula (pearly razorfish), 32016 nucleotides. Lineage: Eukaryota; Metazoa; Chordata; Actinopteri; Labriformes; Labridae. The record is from the annotation of a GenBank genome assembly.
GUUCGCGUUGGGAUAACCAAUCGGUAUGGAGACACCCUGGUGACACAGUAACAACAGACCAGCAGAGAUUCAUUAAUGUGGAAAAUGUAGGAUUGACUGAUUGUGACAGUAUGCAGCCACCUGAGCUGUAGGAUACCACUUGUCUGUGAUGGCAAGAAAGGAUUAAAAAAAGAAGUCAGCUGGAGGAAAGUGAGUGAGGAAGUCUGAUUAUAUGGUAAGUUUGAAGUUUGGAUGACCACACUGUGGGGACAAAUCCCCACAGUGUGGUCAUCCUUUGCUAUGUUUGAUGUAAACAGACUAACCUGACUAGGAACCCCUCCUCUCUUUCUCCCCUCUCCUAUAAUUACACAUGGCAAGGCACUCUGCAGAUUCGAUACAACCAUGCGAAUUAACAAGCGUGUAGAUACACAUAUUCAUGUAUCCAGACCAGGUGAGUAGAUGAUUUCACAAAAACUUGGUGUGACCGCAAAGUUAGUACAAGUUUCAGUCUUUUUCAUGAUUGUGAUAAAAAUUCCUUAUAGGUGCUUUAACUGUGUAAAGUUUGUAGUUGUAGGUCGAACCUUACUUUUACAUAAUCAUGAACUGCAGUAUGAAAAGAGUUCCUUAUUUGUGCUAAUUAAUUUAAGGAGGCAAAAUUAUACUACUUUUAAAGUAACAUCACAUCAAAUAAGAAACCCUUUCCCUGAUAAUGGCCUGUAAUUACUCUCUGGUAAAUGCAAUGUGCAUGUCAUCAGAGGAGUGGGCUGUUUAGGCAUGAGAGCUGCUGUCUGUGAAGCUGCUCCUCUGAAAAAUAAAAUAAUGAUAAUAAAAAAAACCACCAGGAGAUGAUUAGUCUAUUAUCAAGCUCCUUUUAACACUUCUACUGUGCCACAAGCUCUCAAAGAGGAGCACUGUGAUGGGAAAUAAUGAGGAUGAAUUAUGUGGAGGUAAUGGUGAAUGAUGGAAGCAGCCAGUGAUGCACCAUCAUCAUCACCAUCCUCCUGCUGUCCUCAAAACUUGAAUACACCCAAACUGUGUUUAUUACCCUCAUCGGGAUGCACUUGCUCGCCCUCUUGCUAUCUCACUCGAAAAAAAAAAAACAGUGAAGAAAAGCUCUCUGUGUUGAAGCACGGCGCUCAUUCAUCCACUCGCUCCCACCGCAGAGGAGGAAAAUAACAUCUCACGCGACAUUUGUUAAGGAGAAAAGAAGAAGAGGGACAGCUUAGGGGAUCACAGGGGUACACUUUAAGGACUCCACUCAUGGUGCAGGGAUCUACAUUUUAUAUUUUAACCCAUGGAAAUAUCUCAGAGCGCGCACGGACAGCCUAAGAAUGAACUCCUCUGCGCCCGUGUCCCCGCUGCUGCAACUUCCCGCCGAGGAGGAGCGGAUGCAUGAGCGGAGCUUUCCAAAGGAUCGAGCCCCGAAAUAAAAGUUGCUAGAGAGCGGAAAUCAAGCUUGAGCCGCGUGAAAACCAAAGAGAGAUGGCGAGCAGAUGCAUUUAACCGGAUCAGUGAAUUGGAGAGGAUUUACUCAGAGCUCCUACAAGACUGAAAGAGUUCAAAAUUGGACAAUCAGGUAAGUGUCCUUUCAUAACAUCACAUUUCAUCAUGCUCAAAGUCUCUUUUACACUUCUCACCUCUGCUCUGUACAACGCAUUUCUUAACAUGAGUGAAUAACCCUCUUACUGCUGUUUCCUUCCCCCCAGUCCGGAGAGAAUGAGGUGUCGCUGGGUGAAGCAUGAGCUGUCAGAGGAUCAGUCAUAAGCGGCUGUCUCUGCUAUGGGAGGGGGCGGCUCUCGUCCUCUGGAUCUGCUGCUGCUGCUGCUUCUGGACCUCCAGGCCCGUCUCGGCCGGUGGAGCCGCAGCUUCAGCUGGGCAAAGCAGCGACACCCCGGGCUCCCUGGGCUGGCUGUUGUCCGAUAAAGGACCCUUUCAGCAGUCCCUGGAGUUCACAGAGGCUGCGGAGAGGUAUCAGCAGGGCUUCAGCACCAGAUACAAGAUCUACAGGUGAGCCAGAUGCAGAGCUCUGCUGCAUUUAUUUUUGUGUUGAUUGCAAGUUAAGAUCACAAGUGCUCUGGCAGGUUCUCAUUUCCCCCCCAACAUACUUAUGGAUAAUUUCACUGAUGAGUACUUUGAGCUAGGGAGAUCUCAUCAGCAUAAGCAUCUGCUGUAGUGUUUGCAGUGAAAACCUACUCUCUCUUUAAGUAUGACUCUCACAGGUAUCACACCUGCACUGAAUUAGUGCCAGCUGAUGAGAAAAUCUGAAGAAGAAGCACAGUAGCAAUCAUAGACUAUCUAUGGUAGCAAUACAGAGUGCGCCCUUUGCUCUGUCUGUCAGGCUGAAUGCUUAUCAGCAAGGUGAAAAGCAGCAUUUUUCCUCUCCUGGGUUUUUAGGGUGGGACAUAUUUGCGUUGUUGUUGAUGUUUAAAAUGACCUCUGCAGCACAAGUUAAUUCCGAGACUGUAGCCAUUUGAAUAGGUUUAUCCUUAACAGUGACUUCGUGUCCCUUAGUUGCACUUUGCUGCUGUUGCUUGUCAAAACAUUCACCACAUGCAAUGUUUGAGUUUGGAUUGCUCUUCUCUACUGCUGUGCAAUUUAUUGAUCAAUGAAUCAGGCUCACAUCUUUUGGUGUCUGACCAAAUGCAGCUAGGCCAUUAGACAGAGUUUGUGCAUUGUGUGCUGAUUUUGCCCAGGGGUGUGUCCAGACAUAAAGGCUGGGGUGCCCUAACUGGAGGAAUAGCAUAUGAAGGGGUGGCACAAAAUUGCUGUUGCACAUAAUCACGCACACUUGGAUUUCAAAUGUCUUCAUUCAGAUGUUUAUUUUAAACGGAGGGUCAAAAUAUUUGUAUUUUAUGCUUAAAUGCUUGAGAACUAAAAAAAAUGUAUCAGUGAAAGACAAAGUACUCAAAACAGAAUAUUUUCAACACCUAAGUGCCAGCAAAGCUGUUUGCAGCCUGUUGCAAAAAGGUUUGUCUGGUUUGUUUGAAUUUAAGCCCCAUAUUGGACCUGAAAGGUAUCUUGCUGAUCACAGAUAUAUUUUCAACACUGAAGAGUGUGCUCAAUUAUGAGGUGGCAAUUAUGAGCGACCGUGCCACCCCUGAUUUGUCGAAAGUAGAUGUCUGAUCUUUUGUCUCGCAUCAGCCGCAGUUGAAAUUUUAUAGCAUGUUUUAUUUUAUUGUUGCAUCUCUCAGAAUAUAUAAAAAAUUCAUGUAAGUUAUCACUGCUUCAGGCCUCAGAUGGAGUCACUUCUCUCUGAUUUACUGAAGUCUGCAGUCAUGCAUAUGUGAGGCAUAUGAAUCAAUCUGCCCAUUAUUUCCUCUCAGGUAUCUUAUAGGCAGAGGUGUUUAUCUCCAACUCACACCUGCCUUUUUGCAAUGCACCUGCUGUUCCAGUAUCCCCACGACUUCAGUCUUCUUCCUCCUCAAACCUCCUCCACAAUCAGCAAAAAUCACUUUUAAGUGACAAAGGAGCAGACAGCUUGGACGGUCUCACGUGGCUGCCACCUGUAUCGGUUAACUGACAUCUCACCACUCGAUGGUCUUUUCACCCGGGAGCAGUCGAUCCUGCAACCUGUAAGCUGCCUGCUCACAUUUACUCACCCAAAGGCAGUUUUAGGGGUUAUGGAUUAAGGGUGCCACCAAAUGGGACCCAACCAAGGUGAAAAAAAAACUGCUGCAUCAAGAUAAUAACUGACAGAAAAGUCAAUUUGAGCCCAUUUUCAGUAUCUUUGCCUGUUUUGUUAUCAUUUAAUGCUGAGACUCUAUCAGGAGAAAAUAAUAAAAUGCAGAGAAACUAAAGGCAUUUAUUCCUAGAAAUGUCAUAACUGCAUUUCUAAACAGCCACCACAGAGUUGCAGAUAUAUUUUAAUAUGCGCUUUUAAAUAUCCUGAGGGUCUUCUGCUCCUCUGACUUCUACACCACCAUCACUGACUGUCAAUCAUGCAGCAGCAGCAUGUGAUUAAGCAGCUCCCUGUUUCUGCUCCUUGCAUAGUUAUUCCCUCUAUGGGUCUGCUUCAUAACUGUUGAUUUCUUACAAUACAAACAAUGAGAUAUCGUCAUGUUGGGAAAUGUAUUUCUCUACAGUACACUCCCCUCUCUGCUGUGCGUACAUGCUGAUGGAAUAGCUGUAGGCCAAACCCUGGGCUGGAUCCACACCGCCCCAUCUGUUCACCAGGGAUGGACUCUCACUCUGUCCCCUCGUUAUGAUGAUUGGCUGUAAUGACACACUCCACACUGUCCCGGUUCCCCAAUUAUUUCUCUGCCAAUCAUUUUUCUCAUGGUAGUCAUUUGAUUGCCUGUGAAGAGGAGAGGGAGGUACGCAGAGCAGCAGGCAGCACCGUAGGAGGGGUACGCAUUAACUGAUGGCGUUGAAGAGAGAGUGGCAGUUGAGUCUCCCUGCUGGUUUGUCAAGACUAGAAACUUAGUGAUGCGGGCAAAGGAUAACAAAUGAUGGAAGCUGAUGAUGAUCUAUGUACUGUAUUUUGGUUUCACAGUUCUCUGUAAAAUAGCACUUGAUUUUAAUAAGUUCUGUUAAACUUGGGCAGGACUCAUUUAAAGCACUGAAGCUUGUUAAGGCAGGAGUAACAGACACGUCUGUAGAAAUAUUGCAGAAAACUUAAGCAAUUGGAAAAGUUGAAACUAUGGUAAAUGCAAUCACAAAUAUGUUUUGAAUUUAUAAGUUGGGUAUUGCCACAAAAUGCCCGAAUCAAAUUGAUUCUGUUUCGACUCAGCUCUACUCUGAUAAACAUUGAUUUAUUUAGUGAUGUUUCAGCUUGUGCUGCUACAGCCUCUGUCUCGUGGUGCUCAUUCUGUCCCUUGGCUUUUCAGACACACACACACAGAUACACACACCUGACUCCUCGUGCUCCUCUCCCUGCGCUCCUCUCUCCACUUGUGGCUGCAUGAUAGUUUGUACCACUGCUGCACUACGUCUUGGAGAUACAGCGGACAUCUUCCCACCAUUAAUCUUAGUAGGAGCUGCAGCUCCCCAAACUUUGAUUAAGUGAAAGUGAGAGUCUACACUUAACAACAGAGCUGUUAAGAAAAAGGGUGCACAUCAUUCAGCAUGUUAGAUGUAAAGAAGGCAAUUGCCCAGCUCUACAACAAAGCUGUACUAAAUUUGUCACAGUUAUUUUUCUUUUGUUUUGUAAAAACUCAGAGAGCUCACAGUAACUUAAACACAAAUGCUCUCUCCAGAUUAUUUUUUCAGGUUGUAAAUCUGGGUGAUGUCUUGGUAUUGGACAUAGGGCUGCACAAUUAAUUGAUUUUAAAUCGUAAUCAGAUUAUUAAAUUAUGACAAUAUUGAAAAAAUUCAAACCGUCAAAUCGAUUUUCCUCCCUAUCAUGUCUCGUGCCUCCAGGCCACCGUAGGCUCCCCCUUCCUGCAAGAGCACUCCCCAGUUCCCACACACACCAGUGUCAACAAACAAACAUGACGUUUGCAAAAAAAAGGCGAUAAUUGAAGGCUAAAAGGCUAAAAGGGGCAAGAGCAAGUCGAUGGUGUGGAAUUGGUACGGCUUUGCUGUUUCGGACAAGAGCAAACCACUUCCUGCUGCAAAGUCUGCCUGAAGAUGGUUUCAACCCAUCCACAUGGAAACGAACUCAGGAGUAAAUGCAAAAAAUUUUUCUGUCAUCAGCGUUUCAUCCACACGGAAACAUUGUUUCAGGUGACUGUAAACAGUACUUUUUGAAAAUGGGUAUGAGAGUGCUUAAAUCCAACCGAAGUUAACUGAAGUUAUUGACAGAAAGACAGCUGGUGUUUGCAAAGAGUCAAAAGCCAAUUGUAAAGAAAUCCUUCCAAAAUCAAUAACUAAUGAGCCUAUGAACUCCACAGCUAACAUUUGCUAACAUUAGUGCAACACAUUGCAACAAAAAAGGGAUGAGUUCCCUCUAAAAUCCUGCCACCUGUGGUCUUGAUUUCCAUGAACGGGAUUGCCAAUCAUUUAUUGUCUUAAGUAUUUUAUAUUCCAGCCUCUUCACCCAAUGAACAGAUAAAGCACGAGAGACAGACUGAUUGCAUUAGAUGCAAUCUGUAUGCACAUUAAUUCUGAGUUACACUGUAUGCCUCAGUAAACACAGUCAGGCUUCAGAUUGUGUCCAGUAUCUGUAUUUAUAUUCCAUGACAAAUAAAUGCUUUUCCUUGAUGGUUUGUUCUACUUCAUUUUGUGAUACAUGUAACUGAUAAUACAAAAAAUUCAAAAUGGGGCCCAAUGUGACUCCAGUUACUCUGAUAUUACAUAUAAUUAACAAAAACAUGGUGUAAAGGUUGACUAAUUCAGUGACCCAUCUUGCAGCACCGUGGACUGGUGAAGGUAUCAGGGAAACUGGUCUAUGGCCCAGUUUUAAAGGCUUAAUCUAGUUAACUGAAGUUUUGUGGUGAAUUUUCUAAAAACUUUUCUUAGUAUUUUAAAUUUCACAAGACUGAGCAGUUGACCAGGGGUAAUUUUAGCUUGUAUAGCUGGUCAGAUAGUGUUAGUUAGCUUAUGGCAAAGAAACAACAAACUUCUAUAUUGAAGAUUGAAAGCUUUUAAUUUAUCUUUAUCUCAGACAUUCAGCCGUGAACUUUAAAUGACAAGCUUUUCAAGGUCUGCUCUUUACAAUGUUGAAAAGACAUCAUCUACACCACCUUCAAGACAAAUUUCACCUGAAAAAACCUGAAGCAAAGCCUGUGCUGCGAUACUACCAAUAGUAAGCGGUAGUAUGAGCGGCCCCCAACCUCAAACAUUUUUUCUACCCUCAGCAAAAGCAGACAGUGUGAAACCAAGCGGGACUAAAAUGUUCCUCAAAUUAAGAACAAAGUUAACCAAGAGCUUUCCAAUGAAAACCAAGUGGUAACAUUGUGUGGAUGUUAUUGUCAUUUCAUGAGAGACAGUUACAGAGACAUCAUAGGAAGAAAAAAACUUUUAUUUUUCAAUUGGCUUCAAUUUUUUUUUUUUACUUAGAGAAGGGAAUUCGUUGUUUUAAGUUCUACGAUGACUUUGCAAAGCCACUGAAGGUAGAGAAAAAACAAAUAUUGAUGGUUGUUACUGACAGACUUCUUUGCUUUUGUAUAUCAUAAAAAGGCAUUAAAAAAAUCUCAGUCUAUUUCCUAAAUGUAAAAUAAACUACUCACAAGAGCCUGAAAACAAAUGUUUGCAUUUCUCCAGCCAACUGCCUGCCUGGGUGUAAGUGUGUGAUAAAAACUUUAUGUUUAUUUAUGGUUAUAAUUUCAGUUUGUACUGCAUGUCUACUUUUCUGUCUCUUGAAAACUAAAACAAGUCAAGGACGUUUUAUUUUGAAAGACACAGUAUCCCAAUUUUUUUUCAAUAACUUUUACAUUACAAUUACAUUACAGAGUUUGAUGGAAUUCAGUAACCAAUUUGCUUUGUAAUUAAUCGAAUCAAAUCAUACUGACCCACACUGAAUCACACUGAAUCAUAUAUUUCAAUGACUUGGCCUUGACUUGAACCGCAGCCAGCAAGGUUCAAAUUGUAUUGGAUUGAAAUCAAAGGUGCAAAUACGGUCACUGUUGUUAUUCAAGGAAAAGCUCUCAAGGCAGUACAGCACUCCAUGCUAUAAAAACAGCACCAAAACAAAUUACGAGAACGUUCAUUAUGAAAAGGUGAAAGUGCUGUAAAAGGCAGAAAUGUUCAGCUUCUCUGCCAAGAUAUAGAGCAACAGCGAGAUGAACCAGUACAGAAACUGAGAUCCAGCCUGCAGGGAGACUUCUUUCACUGGAACGAAAUGAGUCUUAAUCAUUGAUGGUGUUAAAUAAGGUCCAGUCUCAAUCAGUUCAAAUGAACACACCACUGCCCUUAUGAACUUGAUGCUAUUACCAGGGAAUGGAUUCAAUUUAAGAUUUUUGAAUGGACCAAUUACCACCCACAAGCUGAAUAUCUCAAAAUAAUACUGAGCUCCAGGAGAUAAUGUAGCCAGGGGCCCCGAUGGUGAAGUAGAGGGCAAGCUCAAGCCCUGUAUCCCAAAGCUUUUAAGUGAUAUUUCCCAGCUCUCAGCCUCUAGUUGAACCAGAAGUAGUCACAGACCCAUUAUCCCAAGGAGUGUCCCCCAUUUUUUGAUGCAGCUUUGAUGGAGGAGAGAAGGUUGAAGUGAGAAGAGGGAAGUCUGAGGGACAAUGAGUGAGUAAAGAUGACAGAUGCUUUUAUGGAGGAUUUCAAACUGACAAACUUACCUUAGUGGCAAACAUCACUCAAUGAGUGGACACUACAGUGGACUAAACUCAACAACAACAUCACAAUAUCUCCAGAGUUUGACAAUGGAGAGACCAGUCCUAAAAUAGACACAUGAGGUGUUUGGUGGAUAAAAAAUGUUGGACAAAAGAAAGUUUUGGUUGAGGAUAAAUUAUCAACCACAGCUUUCAUAGAGUUAAAAUUAUAAAAACAAUCACUCAGUAUUUUUAUCUGCUUUCUCAUUCACCACUUAAUUCAAAUUUUGUGAAUUUAAAAGUCUUGAAAUGGUACAGGUCACCAUAGAAGUGUGAAUUUACGAACAGUUCAUGCAAUGCAAGUAAUUUAUGAGUACAACACAGUGCUGCUGGUUGAAAUGGUUGGUUCUGAGAAGGACCAGGCAUAAACAGACUAUGGGUCCCCUGUGUCUCACACCGCCUCUCUGGUAGGAAGGACCAGGAUGCAAGGAAAUGAUGCAAGUAAGGGAUCCAUGGAUGAAACUUCAGAGAACUGAGAUGUUGCCAAGAUACUUGUUGAAGGUCCUUUCAGUGGAAAUGUAUUUAUGAGUUUAACCAGAGGAAGCAGAAACCAUGUACAAAAUAUGAGAAACAGAGUGAAAAAACACUUGUUUCAUAAAUCCUGUUGUUGGUUCAUGACCCUCUCUGUGUUCAGAGUUCUAUACAUGUAGAAACAUGCAAACAUCUCCACUGAAAAACAUUUGGCAGUGACUUACAACCCUGCAGAGUUGGGUACGACUCCAAAACUGUGAGGGUUUUUUAUCUGAUGAUAAAAUAGACUGAUAUUUACUGUAAAGCCUUUUUCUCUCAUACAAGAGCAAAGACGACCAUCAGGAACCAGACUGAAAUUUCCUUUAUUAUCAGUGACUGAAACUGCUGUGAGGGGGUGUCAAGCCACAUGAUUGACAGCAUGAUAAAAAGUAUCCUCUGUUUUUAUCUUUGUAGCAAAUAUUCUCAUUUAACUGUUAAAAGACAGGAGUUUAGACACCUGGAUACGUUUACAUGUGUACACAACAAGAUCAGCAGAGACACAAGAGGUGUCUAAUUAUGGAUGGGGUGGGGGUGGGGACUUUGAUACUUAUAGAAAGAUCCUCGGAGGUGCUUUAAACAGGAAAAAAAAAUAACAGACCCAGAGUUAUUUCUGAAAAAGUAAAAUUUUCCAGGCCAUAGCGCAAAAUUGAAUUUCUCUUUGGGGAUCAAUAAAGUUCUUCUUAUCUUAAAUUCAUCACACCAAGCACUAAUCAUGCCAUAUGGAUAUGGAUCAUUCAAUGCAGCUUCCCACCUAGACUUUAGUUGCGUUAUCGGGGUCAUAGAAACAGGUAAGGAAAUAAACCUCCGACCCACUGAUCCCCCACCCUACCACCACCAACUCUCUACACAUCCAGGGACAGUUUAUUUAGUUUGUAGACAAAGAAACUUUUCUUAACUCCACAGAGAUAAAACUGUGAAACAGAACAACCAAUUAGAGCAGUUAGAAAUAACUUCUUUGUUUAUCUCAGGCCUGGGCUGGUAUGAUGCAUUUGUGCUAUCUAGAAAAAUCAAAUGUCAGUGUAAGAAGUAAUAACACUAAACAAAAGAUGUGUCAUUGAAAUGGAUUGGAAAUUACGAUAACAUGAGUAACAAAUGGUUGAGCCAACUGUGUCACUCUGUUUUGUAUUUAUAUAUGUUUAUAUUUAUAUAUAUAUAUAUGCAAACUGAGAUUUCUUUCUUAUACACUAGGGGCUCAUUAUUGGGGCUCUUCGGGGAAUAUAACAUUAAAUCUUCAUCAUGUGUUGGUGAUGUGAGUAGUUGAUGAAUUGUGUUAGCACACUACACUGAAUUCCCACCUCGAUGUAUGUAACACACUUUUUCUUUCAGCACAGCUUGUUAAACAGCUGCCUGGGGCCUUUCACACCAACAACCAAACUAAGAGAGCAAAAACCUCUGUGUGUGUGUGUGUGUGUGUGUGUGUGUGUGUGUGUGUGUGUGUGUGUGUGUGUGUGUGUGUGUGUGUGUGUGUGUGUGUGAGUGUUGUGUUUCCAGGGAGUUUGGUCGAUGGAAGGUCAACAGCCUGGCGGUGGAGAAGCGGGAGAGUCUUGGUGGCAGCGGAGGCCUCGCUCUGCCCCUGGAUCCCGACUUCAUGCACACCAUCCGACAACUGGGGAGGCGACCGACCCUCCAGACGAUCACCGAGAGCCUAAUCAAGAAAUAUGGCACCCACUUCCUCCUGUCUGCCACUCUGGGAGGUACAGUAGAGUACGCAGAGCUUCAAAAGGAGCCUCAUUCACACAGCUUAAUAUGACUUUUUUUUCUCCUCAGCACAUGGGGCGCCGAUUUUACCGGCUGUUACUUCACAAACAACAAAGCAUGUAAUAAUUUUUUUCUGGAUCAGUGGUUUUUGGCACACAAAACACAUCAAUUUACUCUAGUUUAGCAUACAAAAAAUAAUUGGAGAAGGCAGUGAAACAGAUUUUAUAUCUUUGUUUGGCACUGUAUCACAUGAUCCACUAAAUGGAGAUUUGUCUCUUUUGAACAGCACUAUUAUUUGAAUGCAAUUGGCCUAUUUUUUCAUUCUUUCUUUUGUAAAUCAACACAAGUAUAUUUUAUUCAUGAAAGCAACAGUUUGAAAGUGUUUCCUGUAAGAAAAUUACCAAUUUGAGGACAUUUCAAAGGCAAAGUUGUUGGAAACAGCUUCUGGUGAUGUACCACAAUACAGGAUUAUAUUGAAGCUUUUGUUCCAGCAAAUACAGCGACUGGCCAAAAACUGACAGCAAGCAUAUGGUUUGCCAUUAUCAUUAUCUCAGAAGAGAGAAAAAAGCUCUUUUUUGUAAUUUCACUACAAUAAACUAGUGCUCUGUAAUCCAAAGAAGAAAAGAGAAGACAUGGAUACAGUUGCGUUAGCAGCAAACAGCUUUAUAACACAUUAAUUCGAUACCAGGGUCUCACUCCUCUGAUUCACCUUGAACAACUCUUGAUCUCCAACUGUUAAAAGACACUGAGACAUUGCUUAAGAUGUAGGCAUUAAAACUUGAUCGAUCUAAGGCAGAUGUCUGUUCAAAGCAAAAUCCUGAAUAUAACCUUGGUUUGAUUUCGUCCCACAAGAUUUGAGAUAACUGUCCCUGAGUGACUUCAGGAAAAAGUCCAGGAGAUGGGGGAUAUAGGUGGAUGGAAACAUCAGCAGAGCAUACAACUUGGACAUUAAGAAACUAGGACAGCAUAAAGAGGGUACAGACUUCUUUUAAGGCAAAUAUGUAACUCUUAAAUAAUACUUUCAUCUACAAGUACAGCUUUGGUACAUGUGUUUGACUCAUCCUCUAAAAUGUAAGGGUUAAGCAUUACUACUUGUUUGUGAGUCAAAUUGCAAUCCACUUGAAAAAUUUAUGGGCACACUUUUCACCUUCACACAGAGUUUGUUGAAUACAGGGCCGGUACAUUCCUGUAAUCUUGCAGAGAAACGGACAAACAAACUACAAGCAGAAACUUUUGGAGUGGAGGAAAUAAGCAGAAAUGAAAUGACUUGAGGAGGACCUAUAUGCAUUUAUAGUUUUGCAAACUGACAAGGAAGAUCAAUACUGCACUUUCAGGCUGAAGUUUUGCUGACAUAACUCAAUAACAUCUUUAGGGAAAAAGGAAAAAACACAACUUUUUUGCUGAUUGACAACAAAGAUUUUACAUAUUGGCUGUUAUUGCAGUGGGAGCUGUAUAGAAAAGGGCACUACCGUCUGCUUUUGUAUUUACCAUACAUCCUUCCCCUCAAUACGGUACAGAAGAGCUGUCAUAUCUACAGAUGUCUCCUUAUCUGAAGUGACAGCCUCUAAGUGUUUGUGGCAAGAAGACAUUUGGGAUAAGAGCCAAUGAGUUGUGUAUUGACAGAAUGGCCUUCACAUGCUGUUAGAGUUAGAGAUGACUCAGUUCUUCUGUGUUAUGGUUUGCUAAAGAGCACCUUCUGCACUGUAAACACACUCAAAAUGCACUUGAGGCAGCCUUUUGGAAUGAAUAAAGAAAGGUGGAUUUAUAUUUUCUUUUCAUUUUCAUAACUAUGUUUUUAUGCUGGCCUGAUGCUGACACUAUGGCAUCUCUUUUGCUUGUGGAUAUAAUAACCCACUAAGGACAGUCUUACCCAUUUCUUGAGCAGACAUUAAAAAUUAAUAAUCAACACUUAAACCCAAACUGCUCCUGUGACAUUGCCAGGAGUGUGUGAAUGGGAUUAGUGAAUACUGUUGGACACUUUACAAGGGCAGCCUCUGCCAUCAGUGUAUGAAUGUGAUAUGAAACACCGUCCAUUUACCAUUUACUCUAUUGAAAAAUAAGGUACAAUAAAAAUACAACUGGCCAGGAUCACAGUAUGUCAGCCAUCUGACAAGUUGUUUGCUGACUGAACUGCACAGCUAACUAGAAAGUGACAGGAUGUGUUCAGGAAAUAUAGAGAAAGAAUUCAAAGACUAAACUUUAGUUGUCUGGUGUCAGACAAAAGCUCAUUUAACAUCCAAGUAAAGGUGGCGUUUAGUGACCAGGUCAUUCAGCGGAAUAGAAACCUGACAAGGUGAAGCAUCCUGAUGAGAGAUGUUGUUUGCAAUAAGGUCAAAACAGCUGACUUUUCUCCUUUGAUAUUCAUGACAGAUGUAGAAAAUAAAAGCGCAAUGACACCUGUGUAAGAUCCUCGUCUGCAUCACUUCUCUGCUGGCAUUUUUGUGUCACUCAACCAUUACCGUCGCACUGCCAAAGCUCACAGCUCCCUUUGUGACUUCCCUCAAUAGUUUGCUCUUAUUUCCUUUUUCUGCUAUUCACUGAUCUGCCAUUAAUUAGAAAUAUUGAGUCUUGUGCCCGUCAAAUAGAUUGAGAGUAAUAUUUAAAAUAUCCACCAUGUUGUUCACUGAUGCUACCAGAAACUAACAUUUUCGCCACAUUGUCGACACAUUACUUUGAGGUUGAUUUGAUAAGAUAUUUGGGAUCUUGUUGUCCCUGGCGUACCUAUAGCUACUUAGAUUUAAUAACAGGUAAUGCAAUUAUGGCCAAUCAGAAUCAAGUAUUUAAUACAGCCGGGCGACUAGUCAGAAAGCAGAGUAUUGAUACCAACCAAUCAAGUGGGUCAUCUUAGCCUAAAGCCACUUCCCAGCUUCCGUGUCUGGAUGGAUAAAUGCCAAAUGCCAACAUCUCUAAAUGAUAAAGUGGUGUGUAAUCUGCACUCACUCUGCACUGGUCUGUAAAUAAUCAGAGGCGUCUGCUCCUCAAAUGCACUGAUAAUACUUUUCAUGAGAGAUAAGAACCUCGUAAUGUCAAUCUCAUGUUUCUGCUGAUUUGAUUUUGUGCCCUCUGAGUAUUUAUUGUCAUUAAUCAUACAAGGGGCCCACUUGUCAUAAAAACAAAACAGAAGUUAAACUGAUGCAUUUUUUCCACUUACUGAAUAUCUUUCUGUCGCUGUCACCUUUCCUGCUGUGGCUUACCUCGGCUUGGCAAUGUGAGCACAAACUUAAUCACUGCAUGAUCCAAUCUGUAGUGUUCAAUUACCUCGAUGCCACCUCAUGUUUAAAGAACCUUUCUCUGCCUAUCCCCGAUUUCCUUCUCUGCUUAAGAAACUCUCGAACAUUUUUUUAGUACUCCUCCCAAGAGUUUUUCAACCUAGGAUCUGUCUGAAAGGCUAAGAUGCUUUGUGAAUAACUUAAAUCUUUACCCGGAUCUGGUCUUGACUUAAAAGGAAACGAUUUGAAAAAUCGACUGAUUCUAAGAAUUUUUUCAAAGUUCAUCCGUAGAGGCAACUCUUACUCAGAAAGAGCCAAAAAAAAAAGGGUGAAAGACGUUUGAAGGAGUGUUUCUCCAGGAAUAACUCCACCUCCAUGCUAGCUUACUAUCAGUCAAUUUAUUCCUACAUAUUUUAUUUCAUCACAAAUGGCAUCACCUGCAGUUUUGUUUCGCAUCUGGUCACAUCAUGAUUUUGCUGCUCCUGUAACUCUGCAGCCAGAGCUUGCAUAUUUGCAGCUGGUAUAUAUCAACUUUAUGUUUUCAUUUAAAAUGGCAGUUAUGUUGGAGAGGUGCAGAUAUAAUCAGUCUGUCUGUUUUGUUGCUUAGUAGAAAAGACUGCUUCACCCUUGUUAGUGCAUUUAAACGCAGUUUCCAGUAUGUGAACUUUAUUAGGACUAAAAGUGAGAUAAAACACAACAACAUCAUGGUAAUACUUAGCUUGCCUUAGAGUGAUACAUGAAUAUGGUUACCAUCUCUCAGUAGCUUGACAAGACAUUGAGCAAAAAAUGCUAAUAAACAUGGACGUGAAUAUUGCAAGAGACACAUAAACGUUUUUUUGGGGGAGGGUCUAUUUGAAAUGAUAGAGAGUCACACAAUGUGUGAAUGAAAUAAACUAAACAUGAAUGAAAUAGACUAAAAUGCAUGUUGAUGCUUUAUUUUUUUUGAUAAACAAAAGCAAGUAAGGCCAUCAGCAACAAAUAUGAUCAUUCUUUUUUCUCAAUUUUGAUGUUGGGAAAUUAUGCCGGGAAAAGGUGUCAGCUGAACACCUAAAGAAACUUUUUGAUAAUUUCUGCGUUGAACAUUUAUUAAGCUCGUGGAAGACGAAAUAAACAAAGACUGCUUUGUCCACAGGGGACACCAAACAUGAUACAAAGAGAAAAGCCCCUCACAGGAGCUUGAAAACAUUAAGAUUCAAAAAAGUAGUAAAACAGCUUAAAUAUAUGAAUACAGAGGCCAAUAAAGAAAUGUCAUAACAGUCUUUCCCUAAUGCUCCCUCUGUGAGAUUGAUGCUCAGGCAGAGUUUAAGAGAUGAUAGAAACGUUUCCAUUUUAAAGCAUUACUUUUGAAUCUUAAUUUCUGUUGUGAUGCCAUCAAAGACCAAGACAGGCUAUUAAAGAGGUUAGAGAAAAAGGUGUCUCCAUGAGCUUUAUCCAAAUUUAAGUAAAGGACCUCAAGUGUGAAAAGGCUUUAUAAUUAUGUUGAGGUAGUUUGUAUUUCCUACUGUAGUGUAAUAAUUGAUACAGUUGUUUCAGAGUGUAAUAUAUCUCCCAGUUAGAUGGAUCAGAGAUGCAUUUUGUUUUAAUGUAAUUUUUAGCCAGUGUAAUUAAGAUAAUUAAAACAAUCAAAGGACCUUGAUCGAUUAUCUUGAGUGAGUCCUCUGAAGAGUUUAAUAAAUGCAGAGACCUUGUCUGUGCCUUUUCCUCCAAUCAUCUAAGCCAUCAGUUCCCCCACAGCACUUAAUCACUGCUGCUCUUUUCUCUUCCAUCUGAAAAGAUACUAAUGAAAGGUGAUUAGCUCAACUCAGUCAGGACUAAUGAAGCUCUUCUUUCCUCUGUCUGUCUGUCACCAGGGGAGGAGUCUUUGACAAUAUUUGUGGACAAGAGGAAGCUCAGCCAGGAGUCCUCGUCCUCUGGAGUGGAUGGUGGGCAUAGCAGCAGCAGGAGUUUAAACAAUACAGGGACAGUGACGUUGGAGGCCCUCCAUCAACUGGCUGCUUCCUACUUCACCGACAGAGAGAGCACCCUGCGAAGACUGCACCACCUCCAGAUAGCAUCCACGGCAAUACGGGUAUGUGAAAGUCCAGAAACAUGUAAUACAGCUAGAUUGCAUAGUUCCUCUUUGAAGAUGUUGUUCUGCUCGCUGGGGGGUUGUUAGUCUUCAACGUCUGUGCAUGAAAAGAGGGAAAUAUGAAGAAUCAAGAUAUGCUGGCUUGGUUUCGGCCUCUGCUGAUGUUACAUAAUGUUCACAAAUGAGGAGGAAAUUAUUUCAGGUUAUAUAAAGACAAAAUGCUCAUCACUAGGUUACAGCUGGCCAAGUAUGGACCAUGAUGUCUUUGACCAAGUGCUUAGAUCUGUUCUGUUAGGUAACUGGACCCAGCAGCCUGUUAUUUCAGUGAGAUUUAGUCCCACUUGCACAUACUGGGAAAUCUUGACACAAUGGUCCGCUGUUGCCAUUGUGACCCAGUAAUCUUAAAUAUGUACAAGCCCAUACAAUUUACGAAAAUAUCUGACAUGUAUAGUGUAUGUUGUCCUUUGGUUGCAUGAUUCAGUUUAAACUAGGGCUGUUGCGAUAUAGUAUAUCAAGUCAUCUUUUUUUUUUUUUCAAAUAAAAUGUUGAUAUCACGUUAAAAAGAAAGCCUAUGAUAGAACCAUGACUUAACAGUUGUGAAGAGAGAGCAGCAGCUGCUGCUAGCAAGCUAGCUGAAGCAGCCUUCUGUAAAACUGAGCUCAAGAGUUUGUGCCUCUUCAUUCAGUUCUGCAGCCUACUGUCUAUCACAAGUAGUACACUUCACAAUGAAAGUUCAAGAGCAGGACAUUAAAAAAAUGUCAGUAUAUAAGCAUGAAAAACGAACUUUAAAAUGCCAGUGUUCUCUCAGAAGGAUUUUCAAUUACAAGGCUGAUGAUAAAUCAUUAAUUCGAAUACUAUCAGAAAUGGAUGAUGACAAAAAGGCUUUUGUGGUCUGCUCAUAAAAAGGUUACAUCUCAAAAUUUGAAAGAAAAUUAUUAUCCAUUGUUAAAAAUAACAAUUCUAUCAUGUUCCUUCUAAGGAUGCAAGAGUAUACAGUUAAUGCAUUCAGUUAGACAAAUAUAAAUGAGUUAAUGUAAUCAAAGCCAUUCUUUUCUUACAUUCAAAGAAAGGUAUUUUCUCUGACUCACCAUUCAUUAUACAGAGGAGAUGUGCAAUGGUGUGUGUUUCUGCAGAGAGAGUGCUUUCUGUCUGAAUUGUAUUAUUUUAUUAUUUUGGACAUUUUAUGGACAUCAGCUUUUGUGCAGUGGUGUGAAGCUUCCUGUCUACAGCCCACAGCUCAAACUAAUGGAAAAACUUAGAAAGACCAGAUGACAUCACAGUCCCUCUCCUGCAGUCAUUUUGUAUGUGACAGACAGAAACUUGUUGCGUGCAUCUUCAUGAAAGACAACCAGGACUUCACCAAACAAGAUUAUUAGCUAAACUGUGCAUGAGAACUUAACGUGAUAGCCGCUCUGACAGAGGGAAGAGCAGAGAGACACAGGGCAGGUUGAGGGAAGUGAGACUAAAGAAGCAGCAAACAAGAUCGAUUUCUUCUGUGCAUGUUUUUGUGUUGGUGCGGGUUUAUUUAUUUUUAGAGUGUUACCUCUUUCAAACAAUCAGCAACUUUAGUUAAAAGGCUUGAGAAAUAGGAAGGUCUCUCUGACCAUGUCUUGGCCUCAGUACAUGUGUGUCAGAGACAAAUGAUGUAUACAUGGUGUUCCUCAGGGACGCAUCCUUGGGCCUGUUCAAUUUUCACUCUAAUGCUCCCACUUAAAACUAUUAUUGCACACCAGCACAUCAUUUAUCAUUUUUACGCCGAUGACACUCAGCUGUGUAUAUCUGUCACACCGCAUGACCUGAGUGCACUUCAGUUUCUUCUGUCUUGUCUCAUAGAAAUCAAUGUAAGGUUUGCCACAAACUUUAAUUUUGAAUUUCCCUUCAGGGAUCAAUAAAGUUGUUCUUCUUCUUCUAACUUAAAAACUGAAUGAGAAAAAAAGUUAUUUUAGUGGGAGACAAAGCAGCCAGCAAAACCUUGUACUCAAAGCUGAGUGGUUUCAACAAGCACAUUGAAAAAAUGUUACACACCUGGUGAUGGUAAUAGAUUCUGGUUUUAAUUCGAAUGCUCAUUUUUCCAAAGUCAUGAGGAUUUCAAUUUCUCUCUUUAACUUCCUUUUGUUGUGAAGCACUUUGGGCUGCAUGCUGUUAUGUACAAAAGGUGCUAUAUAGAUAAAAUUGAGUUAAGCUGGGCAAUUAACGUGUCAUUCCACUUUUUUACUGCUUUGUUUGUUUACCGGUGCUCUUUCCAUUCACCUUCAUUUUCACUUCAUCUCUAAACUGAAGGGCCAUUACUGCUGUCCUCCCUUCUUUGCUUGCUUGCACCAGCUCUGGGUUGAAAAUAUAUCUCUGAAUCUGUUCUUUUAUGAUACGUUUUGAUGCAUAUCAAAUAUUAAAACAACGAAUAUUAUAAAAAUUUUAGAGCAUAUGAUAUCCAAAAACAUUUUAGUAUUGAAAGCUUUGACUUGAAUGACAACAAUUAGGGUUGCAUUCUCAGGAUAUGAGCACAUUCUGAUUUGUCACAUUAAUUAUUCUUUGCUUCAGGCUUCAGUUAGUUUACUUAACAGAAAGUUUGACAGUAGCUCAACUUGUAGCUCAACUUCGGGUGACAUGCCCUAAUUCUUUUAAAUGCGGCUCAGGGAACUUAUUCCCAUGACUUAUUUAAUCAGGUAGGAUUAAGAACAAAUGCUCAUUAACUGAUUUGGCCUGACACUCAGAAACCUUACCUGUCUCACCUGCAGGGUGCAGGAAGGCUGUCAAAUCUGUCUGUAGUUUGCAGCUUCUUACCACUGAACACUUAUAUCAUCACACAAAUGGGGAUAAUCUGAUUUUUAUUAGACUCUGAUAAAUAAAGUUGUGAAACAUUUAUUGUGAGCUGGUCGAACGUGUCUCUGCUAACCACCUAAUACAGAUUAAUUUACUGAAUAUUUAGAGCAGUAGAAAACAGACCUGAGGUUUCUGAGAGAUUACCUUGCCGGCAGCUUUUAAGAGGAGAGUGAGGAAGCAGAAUAGGGGAGCAGCCAUGCGUCCUGUACUAUAAAACACCAAUCAUCCAUUUUAUCAUCUGAAGUGGCUAUUAGAGUGUGUGCAUUAAUCAGCCCGAGGGGCAAAUGUGGAUGCUAAAGUGAGUAGCCUCUGAUGAAGACAAGUGCCCCCACCAAACUGAGGACGUGUUCCUCUGGUUAUGAAUCAGCCUGAUGGAUUGGAUGUAUCAUUCCAUUAAUUUCCAGCCAGGCUGACUUCCAUUCAUUUGCUACUUUGCAGAGUGUGUGUGGAGUUGAGGCAGAUUGAGGAUCAGAGCAGGAGGGGGGAGAUGAACACUACAUUUCACCAAGGAUUUAAAGCAGCACCUGCAACACACAGCUGCUUAUUAAAAUCACAGGUUUGGGGGGAAUUGUGUGAAAAUAAAAGCAACUCUGAAAUGAAUUUAUUCUUAAAUAUAUUUUUGUUUUUGUGCACCAGAAUUUGUCUUUUUCAAACCUUCAUUAGUUGUUGUUUUCAAUGAAGUAAUCUGAGCAGCAGUUUUACGAUUUUAGACCGUAAGAAGUUGAUUUCCUUCGCCAGAUCAGAACAGAUAAAUCUGAGUGAGAAGGGAAAGCCUUCAGAUGGAAAGCCUGUGAAAAUAUGACGCUGUGACUCAUUACAUUCAAAAUUUAUGUGAAGCGGAACGAAACCUUGAUACUUCUUCUGACCUUCAUUUUAAAGAUAUGAGAGUAAAAUGAGUAAUGUUAAAGUUAUGUGGGUGAUAACUGCCUCCACUGACUUAUCUGAGAUUACCUGCCUUCUUUUCUUUUUAUUUAAACAUAACAAAAGGGGGAAAAGCAAUAAAAAAAAACUGAAUUUCGCUCUCCUCAUAUUCUUGCAGGUGACAGAAACCAGAACUGGACCGCUUGGAUGCAGCAACUAUGACAAUCUGGAUACAGUCAGCUCUGUUCUGGUUCACAGUCCAGAAAACAAAGUCCAGCUCCAAGGUAAAUUACUGAUACCAAUAACUACUGAUAACAUUAGAGACUUUUUGUGAUGAAUUUUAAAUAAUUCUAGAUAUUUCUAAGAAAAUAAAUAGUAACAGCAACUUUGAUUGCAACUCCAGUCCUUGAUUUAUUCAUUAGAAAAUCAUGAAUUACAUGACUGAACAUUACCUAUUAGUGAAAAUUAAAGUUUCAAUAGAGCUUGCAAAAAUUUUAUGAAAUUCUUGGUCAUUUGGUUGUAAUUUUGAAAUAUUUCUGAUAGUAUUCCUCAUUACUUGCAGCAAGUGGGUUGAGAAGAUUAAUGCUUCUCUCCUCCCAUCUGGUUGUAAACGCUGUUGAUUUUUGCACAUUUUCUCUCAGGGUAAAACAAAUGAUUCAAAUGUUCGUAAGUGAGGUUUGAGGGUGUUAUUUGGAGGCGAGUUUUCUUUUGACAGAGUGAGACCGGCCACACACUAAAUGAUUUUAGGCCCAAUUAACAGCCUGAUCUGGCACCCCUGUGAUGAAGAGCUUGAACUGAUUCAAGGUUCAUCGUAAGCAGAACCACUCAAGUUUCUAUGACAUCUUGUACCUCUGGGAUUGGCACUGUGAAAUUGGUACCACAAAUGUCAAGUGUGCAGUUUAGCAGUCUUAUGAAAUUGUCUGUUCUCUCUGUGUUGAGGAUUAUACCUGAUGGUUGUAAAGCUGGUUAAAAGUCGCCAAGUGUGUGAUCAGUCUUUAGCUAUCUGUUUCCCUUCAUCAUCAGUCACAGUACUAAGUGGAGUUAAACAUCUGCUGGGGGUAAUGUUCUUAUUAAACUUUUAAUGAAAAAAAAAUUGUCCCCCCUUUCAAAAUGUGAAUAACAACUUUCACAGCCAAGCUAAACAUAUUUCUUAUAACAGGGUUGAAAAAUGAGGCCAAUACAGAUGUGUAAAAAACUGCAGUUCCUCAAGUGUCCACUUGAGGCUGGCUCCAAAAGCAGAGGAAACCCCAUCAAAGCCAAUGUUAAAAUACAUAAUAGCUUUGUCAAAAACCUGGUACACAAAUCACAUUUGGUGUUAUCCACUCAUUUUGCUGUUUGACCAAACUGUUAAGAAGUGAACUUUUUUUGUGACUCAUUCUUCUUUAUCAUAUGGAGAAUAAAAGUUUGUAUAAUUUGGCAUCAUUUAAGGUUUGGCUCAUUUGUCACGGUGGCUGUUUGGCAGAAAACCAAAGGCUUUCACCAAACUCCCCCUCUUUCUGUUUUCAGAUUAGCUGAAAAGUAGCUGGAGUCUGCAUUUCCAAUUUGGCAACCAUUGUCUUUGGGCUUGGACAAAAUCUGUUUUCAGAAACAGACUUUGUCCAUAUAUUAUUCAGUCUUUUAAUUACUAGGGGCAUAAAUCUUUGAAAGACAGGAGGUUGGUGUCUCAAAUGAGAUGCUUUUUGUUAAAUCAGAUUUCCUGAAUAAAUUAAUUGUUAAGUGUCACGUAUUGGGGGAUUUGUCCAAAUUUGAGGUUUAUGGGGUUCUUAGUUGAGUCAUAACAAACACAACAAAAUAUUAUGUUUCUGUUGUAGGAGCUAGUGAGAAACCAACAGGACAAAUGUAAAAACCUGAAUAACUCUGAUUUGAGGGUUUGUUGUAUUUAAUGAUGAGGUAGAAGACGGUACUUGUGGGAAAAGAACAAAGCAAUAAUUGUUUAUUUGUCCAAUCUAUUAUUGUAUGAUGGUUAAAAUUCUCUUUUAUCCUCAUAGUAGAAAAUAAAGAUUUCCCACAACCUUGUAAAUUCAUAAAGGAACAAAUGAUAAUGUAUCUCCCUCCGUUUUCUCGAUCAUUUUAGUGUUAAUUAAGCUGCAUUGUUUUCUUUUUAUUCCUCUUCCUUUCUUCCUUAUUUCUGUUUAUCAUGAGACCACAGGACUAAUGGCGAUUGUCUUUUUCAAUGUAAUCAACUGUAUAGGUCUUGAUUAAUGGACUUGUGUGAGCUUGCUCUCUUGAGGGUGUUGGUGCCGUUUUGUUGCUGGUUAAAGAACACAAAGUAAUUGUUCAUUUAACUCAGUUACUUCUGAGCUAAUCUUUGCCUUUAAUCUAACUAAUUAGUCAUUUCGUAUCUCAGCAUCUGUUCUCAUCAAUAUCUACUCUUUAGUUGUCGACUGUUCAUUCCCUUGUUGUCCCUUAGCAAUAUCUAACCUUUGUGUGAGCAGAAUUAUAAAAAGAUAUUGAUCGGGGUUCUGUGGCAAAGGGAUGAGGUUAAAGAGCUGUAAGCUACAACAAUAACACUUACUGGUAACAGAAGUGGUUUAAAACAAAAAAUAACUUGCUCCCCUGAAAUACAUGCUUAUGAAAGUGUUUUUUGAAGAAGGAUAUAAAAUGAAACCAAAUUUCCAAGCUUAAUUUCUUUUGGUAGUGGUACAACUCCACAGUACAGGCACUCUGACUAAGACCAUACAUGCCCUACAUGUCCUGAGCCCUGACUACUAAACAAAUUAUAGUAACUUGUUUGAGGAUGUAAGGCCGCAGCUGUGUUCAUGAUACAUUUAAAGGUGUAUGAUGUAUCUUUUUCCGUUUCAGUGAUAUGGAUAGAUUUUCGAUUGGGGGAGAUUUAUGAUAUAAUACUUUACCAUUCAACACAAUAUAUUAUCAUGUGAUAUAAUAUGAUAUAAUGCAAUAUGAUAUGUUGCAAUACCAUCCAAUACAAUAUAUUACGUCACAAUACAACAUAAUAUGAUACAAUAUGAUUUGACAUUGCAGUAGGAUACAGUACAGUGCAGUUAUGACAAUACAAUACAUUACAAGUACACAGUACAAAAUUAUUUAACAUGAUACGUUAUUAAUACUAUUCACAAUGAUACAAUACGAUACCUUAUGUUGCCCUAACAUUAAGUAUACUGCCAUGAAAUACAGUAUGAUACAGUAUCACUAGCGGAAUGAAUCAGUGCGGAGGCUGAGCACAUGACCUGACCCUUUGAACAUGGUAAGGCUCAUGAUAAUAUUGCAUAAUAAUAAACAUAAGCCUGCAACAGCAGGGUUUACAAGCAUGACUGCAUAUUUUACACUUGGUUAUGUCAUUUUGAAGUCAAUCAAACGGACAUCAAGUCUAUUAAACCAAGGGAAUAACAAAAGCUUUAGACCACCUGGCUCCUGAUGACAAAGCAACACAAAUUCAAAGCAGUUCAGCACCAUGGAUACCCAGUCAGUGCCCCCCUAGCCCCUCCGGAAGCUUCGCCUUUUUACAGUGCGGUACAUUGCAACACAAUACUAUACAAUACCAUUCAACACAAUACAAGGUGUCAGGGUAAGAUACAAUAUGAUUCAAUAGGACAUAUAACUAAUCAAAAUGAUUCAAUAUUUUACGUUCAGUAUAUUAUAAAACAUUAAUGUACUGCUCUAUAUGAUUCAAUAUUUAACCAAUCAGUAUGUCACAACCCAUUACCAUAUAAUAUGAUACAAUACCAAACGAUUAAGUAAGAUAAGAUGGGAUAAGAUAAAGUAAGAUACAGUUCAAUAAAAUACAUCACCAUACAAUACAAUAUAAUAUACGAUGAUACAAAACAAAAUUAAACAGUAUGCUAAGUGACAAAACUUUAUCCUUUGAAAAAAUUGUUUAAACAUCCCUAUAAACACUGUUAAAAAAAAAAAAAAAAAACUGGUUCAAAAGUGAAACCCUCUAUGUGGACUUGGAUUCAGUGUCUCUGUUCAGACAAUAUUUGACCAAGAAUUUUUUAUUCUUUCUUAAGAUUUGUUACACACUCACUCACUCACUCACUCACUCACUCACAUAUUAAUGCUUUUUCAAGGCACAUCUCACAUGGACUGUACUCCAGAGUAUCCCAGUCACCACACUUAAGUGAUGAUAAACAAGAGCUGUUUUCAGUUCAACGUCCUCAUCUAUUUAGGGUCAACUUCUUUACCCUCACAAUCCCAUCAGGCGUCUGUCAACAUCCAGGGGUCUCUAACUGUUGCCGGAGUUUUACAGCCUAAAUGUCUGAGCGUGCACUGGAGGGGAAAGACUUACUUGUAAACACAACAGGACCCACAGUGCCCUGUAUUUAUAGUUUGUGUAUGAAAAAUUAAAUACCUUGAAAUUACAUCUUUGCAAAGGCUGGAUUUCGACUCCAGCUGGAAAAUUACCUUGGAGGAAUGCCGUCAGAAUAAUCAUGUCCGUCUUCCCUGAAAUUAACAAUUCAUAAAAGUUUUUUAAAAGGUUUGUUUUGACAUUGAAAUCCCAAAUUAUGUUAACUGGUAGAGGUCUAAACAAGGUGAAAUGACACAAUUUUUCCCUCUCCGUUUAUUCUUGGUUCAUUACAAAGCCUAAGUUGAUAGUAGGAAAUAAACAGACAACUCUUUUUUUAUCCGUGUGAGACAAGGAUUUUAACCUCAUAUAGCGAGUUUGUCAAACAUGACCUCAGCCUUCAUCUUCACUCUUUCUUUCCUCCUCCACAGGGCUGCAGGUCAUCCUACCCAGCUACUUGCAGAGCUGCUUCAUUCAGGCGGCUCUUGACUACAUCGGCUGUAAAUCUGAGGGUCAGUUUGUGUGUCGAAACAAUGACUGCUGGUGUGAGUGCAGCACGGACUUCCCUCAGUGUAACUGUCCUUAUGGUGAUCUGGACACGCUUGAGAAAAACCUGCAGCGCUUCACCGACGCCUUGAGUCAGGCCAACCAAGAGUUUGAGGAAUCAGGUGAGUGUAAUUGACCCCCAAAAAGUGGACUUGAAAAUGUCAGCUUGAACAGAGCCUUUCAAAAACCCCUGUGGUGAAAAACGGGCUGGUUAAACCUUUUCAGAACUCCGGCCAUGAGCACGAUGUUUUUAUCAAAAAGUGAUAAACUUGGAUAUAAGGUCGAACAUGUGCACGUCUUUGUUCUAAAUGCAUUCCUGGAUGUCAGACUCUGACAGCUGCCAGACGAGGAAUUUGGGAAGCUGUCAGUCAAAAUGUCAAAUCAAAUGAUGGUUCAGAUGUUGGCGUGUGCUCAGGGCUGCAGGGAAAAUAACAGACUCUUUCAGAAGUUCAUCUUUUGUCAACAAAGUGCUCUGAAGAAUCGAAUACCAGAGGUGGAACAAAAAGCAAAGUUUGAUGCAUUGUAGAAUAAAUAUAGUUCACGCCUAUAGCCCCGAUGUAAGCCUGGAAAAAUGAUGGUUAAUUCUUUUAAUGUAGAGGUGUUUAUUUAAAGCUGUAUUUGAUUACCUUAAAAUAGAGACAGGCAAGCUGGUGGCUAUACACAAUCAUGAAACAAAUGUGAAAUUUCAAGUAUGCAAAUGAAACUUUUAUCAACUCAGGUCAUUCUUUUGAGUAUGUUUUUAAUAUCUAUUUAUGUGCUUUUUAGGAUAACAUUUCAUUUUUCUGAGCUAUGCUAAUUAGAUUGAAGCUGCGCUGUAGUAGUUGCAGAAAUAUUCAGUUAAUUCCUCCUUUGUAAAAACUGUAACGUUUUUUAUGUUCUCGCACUAAAUAAGCUGCUUUAUUUUUAGUUUUAUAAUGUUGAAUUUCAUUUGUUAAGCUAGCCUCACUGAAUGCUAGCUAUAGCUUCAUAUUGAAAGUAGUGUGCAGUGGUAUCAGUGUCCUUAUUUUCCUGUCAAAAGGAAAGCUCCCUUUAGCCGAAACUGUAAUUUCUAUCAACUGUUUCAAGUAGUAUGAAGAAUUGAAAUCACUUACAAUGGAUACAUAGCCAAAAAUACACUAUAUAUAUAUUAUCACCCAAUUCAAUCAGUCUUUUGACAUCUCCACUUCAGCCCACGUGACAGAAAGAUUUUUUUUUUUUUUUUUAAGUAAUUGUAUAAUUUUUAAGUGCUAUAAACACACUUUUCAUUUUGGCUGAAGUUUCCUUUUGCUAAGCUGAAUGAUAUUUUAUAAAUGAUUAUUUUCAUCUUAACCUGAACUGAAGCGAACUGGGUGUUACUGGAAAUUACUUUCAUCUCACUCUCAAAAAGAAAGGUAAUUUUAUCUGAAAUUUUUAAUGUCACAUGUCCAACUACAACAUCUCGUAACUGAAAUAACUGUAGAAUAAAUGUUUAAAGAAGGAAAACAAUACUCAGAAUUGAACACCUUGAAAUAUUAAUUGAGUUUUUUACUUAAACACAACUCAGCUGAACAUUAUAUUGGUGGAAAAAACUGUGUGUACCACUCUGUCACUGACUGGAGGAGUGCACUAUAUUUACCUCAGUCUCCCUCAGCUCUGUGAACUUAUAAAAGACCUCCUUAGAAAUAAAUGACCAGUGAUUUAAGCAACGCUGGGCUGGCAGCCAAGCCUCUAAUAAUGUAUCGUUGCAUUAAUGCUGAGACAUUGCUAUAAUCACCAUAAACACAUCACACCAUUGCAAAGCAGAUAGGGCGCAUUGACGGGUGUUUGUAUGGUAAUUUAAGCAGAUAAUUGCAGCAAAACUUGACAAGUAUUUUUUACCCUCCUGUUCAAGAAAAGAUAUUCAAGGUUAAUGCUGCAAAAUGAUACAAGCACCACAGUGGAAUGAAUUGAUUUUUUUUCAAAGAGCUUAUAGUUGCAUACCUUUCACUCAAACUCCAUUUGGUUGAAGCUUUAUGUCUGUGUUUUGGAUUCCACGUCAGCCUGUUUCUGACUUUAUAAACACUAAAUAAAAGAAAGCACUUCUAUAACGUGUGCCUUUAUGCGGAAACUGCCUCACCUUUGGAGAUGUGACAUGCUAAUGCGUCAGAAAGUUUCUCCCUGCAUCACAAAGUGUCUGGGAACUUCAGAAAUGUGCCAUUUUGUUACUUUUGACACAGGUGAUUACAGCUAAACGCCUCGCUUUCACAUUGUUGACGGCAGGAACAGCAAUUUAGCUUUCAGUGUCACUCUAGCUAAUUGCCGCUUUGAAGGUGUGCAGUGCUGUAUUCUGGGGGAAAAAGAUGAUGAUUAACAUAAAGCUGGUUACAGAAACAGAAUACGACAAGCAGAUGAGAGAAAAUGUCCUCUCUCCAAAUGAAAUCAGAAAAACAAAACCUGCUCUUCUGGCAUAUUGCAGCUGUUUGCUUUUCUGGGACAAACAAUGAGCAGUUUUUUGUGUUGAUAUUGUUACCCUGCGGCUUGUAGCCAGAGGCAGUUUACUUAUUCAUGUCUCCUUUCCUCCCACCAGAUGAGUUUCAGAGCUUUGUUGGGAAACUGCCAACCCAUUACGCCGUAAACACAUCUGUCGUUGAACACUUGUGGAGGACGGACGCCAGCUUGUCCCAGCGCUACAGGCAACUGGAGACCAGCAGCGACCAGCUUCUCACUAAGGCCCGCCGCACCGCUAACAAGCUCUUCAGCCUCAGCAAGAGGUGCAGAAAACAGCCCAAAGUCGUCCUGCAGAGGCCGAGGUAAGAGUCGAGGCGAGACGGGGGUGAGGGGGAGGAAUAUUUAUACUACAGCCUGUUAACCCAAGGUGCUCCCAAAAACUUAUAAUUAUGAAAAUGAUUUAUGUGCCGGGUGCUGGGAGAAAGCAGCCGAGCGAGACAGUGGUUAUUAGAAGGCACUUGAAGAGGAGGAGUUGUGGAGUGAGGUGAAAAGUGCUGACAGGAGCAAGGCUACUCCUCUGUUAGAGACAAACGGGAUCAUGUCCAGCCAAACAGACUCAUUUCACUGUCUGCAGAUUUAAACUGCAUUACGAUCAAUCCAGCAUCUUAAGUUCCUCAUAUAAUAAUCCAUUUAUUUUAUCACAAUCACAUCCAGGAGUUUAAGCUGCUGAGGCCACUAAUACAUAACCGAUUUUUUUAUCACUGCUACAGCUGCUGUUUCAGCAUCACUCCCAUGCUGCACACUAGUUUUCAGUAGCUCUCUGAGACCUCGGUGGUCAUAACUUCCCUCAGAUUUAUGCCUCUCUCAUGCACACUCCAUGUUGAUAGCUAUUUCUGGCAGGGAAAUUAACUAAAUGACACAAUCCAUCAGCUACGAGUCAAAGGCAGGCACGGCCUCCUCAGUCCACAUCCAAUUACACAUCUUUAUCACACCCCUAUCGCUUGUUAAAAAAAAGAGGGAUUCAACAGUGGUGCAGGGUCACAAAUUGAAACAGAUUUUUGUGUUUGUUGUAGAGAGGAUAUUGUGUUUGUUAUUAAUCUGCUCUUUCUACAUAGUAAUUGAAUUUAAACAAAAUUGUGUUUUUUCUUCUCUCACUGUAAAAGUAGCAUAACUUUAAAAUGUAAAGACCCUAAGAGUGUGUAAAUAUGGGUAUGUUUAUCUGUGGGUGUGUGUCUGCGUGUUUCAGAGGCAUCCAUCUGCUCCUCAGCGGCAGGAUUUCAAUAGAUUAAAAUGUUCAUUUUGAUCUGAUUCUGCCGCUCCGUCUCCAGCUGUGUCUGAGUUUGGCUAAAGUUGUUCUCUCAUAUCAAAACAAUACAUACUUUUUUUAUGAAAGGUAGGAUUAAUCUGCCUUUCCUGCAUAAGCAGGGAAACAAAAACAUAAGAAAUAUUCAAAAUGAAAAAUCAGAUUAGGUAUCCUGUAAUAACUGGAGAUGUUCCCAUCUAAUUCUUUCCUUCCUGAUACGUACUUAGAUCCUAAGAUUUGGGGAUUGGCUGACAGGAAAUCCUCCUGAUACCAGUGUGAUAAUAAUAAAUUAUGUCUUAUCAAAGGGAACAGCACUGACAUUUUGCCUGCUUUGACAAACACUAUACUCUAUGUGUCAUAUUUCACUCUUUGCUUUCUUUGCACUGUUUUUGUUUGUUUAUGUUCACACAAAGUUAACCUGUUUCCAGUGGACUUUUUCAGGAGCUAAAAAUAAGCGCAGACUUACUUCACCAAAUAAUCGAGCUCACUGGUGAGCUCAAGUAAACCAUGUGGUUAAACUCUGAAAAAUCAUGUGUCAACUGUAAUAAAAUCUCAGGAAAAAUGACUGAAAUGCACGACAGGAAAGUCACUCAAAGAAAAGUUUUGUGUGAAGCCAGCAUUUCUGGCAUAAUGAUCAUAAAUGAUUUGGAAACCAUCUGUGACUGCAUGAAAAGUGCCCAAAAACGACUCUAGUGGUAUUUACUGUUCAGACUCUAAAUGUCGCUUAAAAAUCUUUUUCUGGAGGGGUUAUAGUUUUAUUUUCAUCAAGGAAGCUCUGAAGCCGUCUGAUGUUGUGAAACGGAAAUAAUGAAGCAGGGAACUUAGAGUUACAACUUUCUAUUGAUCUUCAUAUUGUUCAUAUUUUGUUGUUUUUGUAUCAGAGUGUGAACUACGCACAGUUAACCUCAGUAAUCAGAGCACAUUUAUUGAUCAGUAUUUUGACAAACUCGCUGAUAAAUCACAUUUUAUGACUGUAUCAGAAGCUAAUACUGGUUCUGCACUGAUCAACAUAACUUUUUAGUUUUGCUGUCCUUUUGUAAAUUUUCACCUAACAUAACUUGUUUUUAGUACUGUGUGAUGAAUUAAACAUUUUCUUUACUUAAACUAAAUGUAUGCCAGGAGAUCUUCCCUGAGAGAUUUAUCCCAUCCAGAACAUUUCUGCAGAACAUUUUACUUGAGUAACAAAACAGGUCACUUGUUUAUAUGCGUGUGUUCACUGUGAGCCCCUUCUGUCUGCUAACAUUAGUCACCUGUUAGCUCUUAGCCAACCUGAAGAGGGUAGUCAGCAACCUGCUUGACUAGCAUAAAUUGUGAAUAAUAGUUGUCUUAUAUAGUUUGAAAAAUAGACAACAGAGAAGCAUAAUCUAAAUUGUAGAAAACGUAAAUUUUUGCCAUUCUCAGCCAUGACAAUCUAGUCCUCCACAAGGGUAGAAAGCAUCUCUUUCUACUCACCCCGUAUACCACCACUGUAGGAGGCAUAUGAGUUGUGGGCCCUGUUAAUCAAAAAUUUUAUUCUAUGGACUUUAGUAACACAGAAUAUGUUAAAACUGUUCAAAAUUAAAUAAGGUUAGCAAAAACUUUCCCAUUAAAAUCUGUUGACAGUCCAUUACCCACAAUGAAAAGGGUCCCCAUGAUCCAAGUCUAGAGCAGCAGAUUUAAUACAAACACACUGUAUCAAUAAAGAUCUAUGAUCGCUUCAAAUCAACAAAGGCUGUAUGAACUUGCUCAAGUUGUCUGUGAUCCAUCUUAUCCGAUCAGAGCAAGUUUGGAUCCUUUCUCUUUCUCAGGCUAAGAUAAAAUAUUCCUUUAUUAGUCCCACAGGGGGGAAAUCCAAAUUUUAACAAACUAAGGAUGGGAUUCCGGGUGCUUUUUAUUUAUUUAGAUCAUUUGGCUCAGUAAGAACUGGCAUGUUCAGCUCCCAAAUGGCUUUUUAUAGUAUCAUUCAUGUACAGAAUCUGGCUUUUAGAAGAAAGUCAUUCACAAACACCACAUCACAUGGCUCCCCACCUCAGUGCAGAUUUUUGCACUCUUUCUCUCCUUCCCUCUAUCUUGUUGUCUUUCUCUCCCCCUGCCCUCUCUCUCUCUUUCUCUCUCUCUCUCUCUCUCUCUCUCUCUCUCUCUCUCUCUCUCUCUCUGUAUUCUUCCCCAACUCAGCAGCAGCCUGGUGGCUGUCUAGCAUGAGUCUGGUCCUGUUCAAGGUUUCUGCCUGUUAAAAGGAAGUUUUUCCUUGCCACUGUCACUCAUGUUAGAUGAGAUGGCCCAAAUCCCAUCUUACAUUGAGUCAUGAUAAUUCAUCAAACAAUGAGCGUGAUCUAGACGCUGGAAAGCGUCUUGGGAUGACGACUUUUGUGAAUUGGGGCUAUAUAAAUAAAAUUUGAAAAUGAGAAUCUGAGAAAAUUUGACUUGACCAGAAGGUAGAAGUUUGGAUAACUGAGUUUAAAAACCAACGUUCAUGUUAGAAGUCAGUUUGAAAAGGAACAUGAUCAACAUAUUCACGGGCAUGUGCCAAUCUCUGUUAGCAGGGUACUGGAAGACUAUGCCCUCAACAUUUCACCUGUUUUACCCCCGUGUAACUCAGCAAAUCAGGCUGCAGGUCAUCAAUCAUGUGUCUUUUAAGCUGUGCAUUUGUGGUGGGCUCAAAUCAGCAGCUUGAGUGUUGAAGAGGAUCCUGAUUGGUAGUAAACUUGUCCUGCUUCAGCUUUUAUCAGUUAUGUCGGACUCUGGAGUCUGGUCUGCUCAUUUUUGUGGUUUUAAGCUUAAAGAGUUUCAUUCAGCUGUCCUCUCUUCCUCAGGCCUCUGCAUUUCUGGCUGAGCUACGCCCUCUCUGUCUUGUACUGCAGCGAGAAUAACCAAGUCGGAGUGUUUAGCGAUGAGAGCCGCAGCUGCUCCUGCCCCUACAGCCACCCGCCCUGCCAGGGCCUCAUCCCCUGUUCUGUUGGUGACGGCCCCCGCUGUGCCUCCUGUUCUGCAGAGAACCGCACCCGAUGCUCCAGCUGCAACUUGGGCUUCACUUUGACCCAGGGGGUCUGCCGGCCAGCAGUGCCUGACCCCACAGAUCCCUACUUGGGCUUGGAGAGUGACCGAGACCUGCAGGAUCUAGAGAUGCGCUACCUGCUGCAGCGGAGAGACCCUCGCAUCACUCUGCAUGCGGUGUUUGUGAGCAAUGACGUGCGUGUGAACACGUGGUUUGACCCGUCCUGGAGGAAAAGAAUGCUUCUCACGCUCAAGAGCAAUCGAGUGAAGUCCAAUCGUGUUCAUAUGCUGCUGGGUCUUGCUCUGCAGUUUUGUCUCACCAGAAACAGCACACUUGAGCCUGCAAUGUCUCUAUUCGUGAAUCCCUUUGGGGGCAGCCAUUCAGAAAGCUGGACUAUGCCAAUAGGUCAGCACGGAUACCCAGACUGGGAGCGGACCAAGCUGGAUAUCCCUUUGGACUGUUAUAACUGGACAUUGACUCUGGGAAACAGAUGGAAGAGCUUUUUUGAGACCGUACAUUUCUAUUUGAGGAGUCGAAUCAGGGACCCGGCUGGGGUAUCAGGAGGAAACAAGAACAUGACGAUGUACUACGAGCCUCUGGAGGCAUCAGAACCAUCCAACAACAUUGGCUACAUGAAAGUGAACAGCAUGCAGCUGUUUGGAUACAGCGUGCACUUUGACCCAGAGGCCAUCCAGGACCUGAUUCUGCAGAUAGACUACCCAUACACUCAGGGAUCACAGGACUCAGCCCUGCUGCAGCUGGUGGAGCUGCGCUACAGGAUCAACCGCCUCUCGCCUCCAGGGGCUCCACACGUGGAUCUGUUCGCCUGUCUGCUUCGCCACAGGCUCAAACUGUCCACUGCAGACGUGAGCAGGAUACUCACUGCCCUGCAGGCUUUCAGUGCCCGACAACCAAACCAUGUGGAGUAUGAGGCAAAUAAACUGUGCAGUUAAUAGACAUUGUUCGAUGUUUUGUACUAUUUCCUCACCACAGACAGGCCUAUAUCCUUUUGUCAGCUGGAUCUAUUUGUGUUAAGUGUGUGGUAUGUUGUUCAAGGCUUUGUUGUGCAUACACUAUGUGCAAUUAAAUUUGGUGUUUUUAUCAUUUCAGUGUAGUUUUAUGGAUUAAAGCCCCCAUUUUCAAAGAUUUGUGACUUUUGUUAAUUACAGUCAGAAUAAAAAUAACAAACAUUAGUCAUUAGCCAUAUAAGUUUAGUGACCAG